GGCACUAGGCUCACAGCCAGGGACCAUGCGCUGCUGUUGCUGCCGUUGCUGCAGGUGCCACCGCUGUCGGUGGCUUCCCCAGGCUCUAAGGCUGUUGCUGUUGCUGCCACUUGUCCUUGUACCUCCCCUAGCAGCAGCUUCCGAGGGGACAAACCGCUGCAACACUAUAUACCAGGGCUUUGCUGAGUGUCUCAUCCGCUUGGGGGACGGCAUGAGCCGUGGAGGCGAGCUGGAGACUGUCUGCAGGUCCUGGAAUGACUUCCAUGCCUGUGCUUCACAAGUGUUGUUGGGCUGCCCGGAGGAGGCAGCUGCCGUGUGGGAGUCACUACAGCAAGAAGCUCGCAAGGCCCCACACCCAAAUAACUUGCAUGCUUUGUGUGGUGCCCCUGUGAGCGUCCGAGAGCGUGGCAUUGGCCCAGAGAUCAACCAGGAGACGCUGCGAGCAACAGCACCUGCACCCACUCUGCUUCCUGCACCUGAGCUGCUGGCUGCUGCGCUGGCGCUGGCAUGCCUCCUGGGGCCUCUAGCCUAACAAGUUGGGCCUGCCUCCAGCCUUGUGCUGAGAGACCGCCAUUCUGGCUCUUGCAGAGUGCUCCAUGGUUUUCAUUAAAGGUAUUUAUAUUUGC
Messenger RNA from Dipodomys spectabilis (banner-tailed kangaroo rat), 626 nucleotides. It is a transcript of the gene Nrn1l, whose product is annotated as neuritin 1 like. The record is from RefSeq and is a predicted model, not a curated record. The transcript is spliced from 3 exons. Gene Ontology annotation, cellular component: plasma membrane. Gene Ontology annotation, biological process: neuron projection extension; nervous system development. The coding region runs from base 26 to 532 and encodes 168 amino acids. NCBI's taxonomy places the organism in Eukaryota, Metazoa, Chordata, Mammalia, Rodentia, Heteromyidae.